This is a messenger RNA of Gambusia affinis (western mosquitofish), 2030 nucleotides long. RefSeq names its product charged multivesicular body protein 4b. Gene Ontology annotation, biological process: vesicle budding from membrane; late endosome to vacuole transport via multivesicular body sorting pathway. The record is from RefSeq and is a predicted model, not a curated record. The coding region runs from base 176 to 841 and encodes 221 amino acids. The transcript is spliced from 5 exons. Gene Ontology annotation, cellular component: multivesicular body; cytoplasmic side of plasma membrane; ESCRT III complex. Lineage: Eukaryota; Metazoa; Chordata; Actinopteri; Cyprinodontiformes; Poeciliidae.
AGCAACAGACGUCAUCGGGCCUUAUCCAGGAAGUAGAAAAACAUCAACAAUCCUUCCAGGUUGGGCGAAGUGUCGGGGUAGGUUUUAGCGAGGUGGCCUUUCCAGAGCCUGGGUUUUUCCUACGCUCUGCUUUAUUUAGCCAUUUUUACAGCGAGGGUCCUGUAGCAGCCUAGACAUGUCGUUGUUCGGCAAGAUAUUUGGAGGAGGUGGAAAAGGGGGAAAGGGACCUAGCGCACAGGAGGCGAUCCAGAAACUCCGUGAGACGGAGGAGAUGCUAACGAAGAAACAGGAAUUUUUGGAGAAAAAGAUCGAACAGGAGCUGCAGAUCGCAAAGAAAAACGGCACAAAAAACAAGAGAGCGGCGCUGCAGGCUUUGAAAAGAAAGAAGCGGUACGAGAAGCAGCUGGCCCAGAUCGACGGCACGCUGUCAACCAUCGAGUUCCAGAGGGAGGCGCUGGAAAACGCCAACACCAACACGGAAGUGCUCAAAAACAUGGGCUUCGCCGCCAAGGCCAUGAAGUCUGCCCAUGAAAACAUGGACAUCGACAAGGUGGACGACCUGAUGCAGGACAUUACCGAGCAGCAGGAGCUGGCUCAGGAAAUCUCCGACGCCAUUUCUAAACCCGUUGGGUUCGGAGAGGAGUUUGACGAGGAUGAGCUACUGGCAGAGCUGGACGAGCUGGAACAAGAGGAGCUGGACAAAAACCUGCUGGAGAUCGGUGGACCGGAGAACGCGCCCCUCCCCAACGUGCCUUCUACUUCAUUACCUUCUAAACCUGCCAAGAAAGAAGAAGACGAGGACGACAUGGAGGACCUGCAGCGCUGGGCAGAAGCGAUGUAAACGCAGCCUCCCGUCUGAACCUGCGUCUGAUUGGUGGGGGAAGAGGAAGGAACGACGAGGAAUUGGAUAGAAUGAACUGAUCGGAUGUUGAGUGUUUUCUGUGUGUCUGAGGAGAGUUGACGUUGUGUAACACUACAAUUAAGCAACAAUGCUGUACUUUUUUUUUUUUUUCCACUCUCUUUUUUUUUAAAAUCAUUAUUAUUAUCAUUUUGUCCCCUAAAGGAACGUGAAAACCCGGGUUCCUACUGAGCCGGUCGGGUCUCAGUGUCACCUAGUUGUUUUUACUCUUGAUUUAAGAAACAACAACAAAAAAAACCCUUAACUGUCCCGUAACCAGGUAGAGGCAUUUUAUUGGAAGCAGCGUUUGACUGGCGCGCCAAGAUGUUCAGAACAUCUCGGGCUGAUGGGAGAAUUUUCACAGAAGCUAAAUCCAUAAAGAUCUUGUUCCAACGUUUGUGUUUGUGUUGCUCACUCCCUGAUUAUUUUUUUGUUUCCUUAACUCCCUUUGCUUUGUUUUGGGUUUCUUUUUUAUUAUUAUUAUUACUCCUAAACUAGAAGCAUGCAGUGGGCGAGGAUUCUCCAGAAUCUGUGUGUGGGUUUGCAAGAACCGUAACCUCUUUAUUUUGUCUGAAGCUGCGGGGCUCUGACCCUCCUCUUUACCUCCUGUCAUCGUUUUUAGCCCCAGAAGGCGUCCUCGCCAUUGGCUCUCCUUAUUUGGUGUAAAUAUCUCAAAUGUAUCUCUUUUUCAUAUGCUGUGUCGAGAGGUUUUCGGCCGAGGUCGUGUGAAGCAUGCAGAGAGAAGGGAAGUCACGACACGGAUCACACCGCACGGCUUGAGACGAGAGAUGUUAAACCUAACACUUUUCAUCCUGCUCUGUCUGUCUUUGUCCUUCUCAUAAGGGUUUUGUUUCAAAUUGUAUAUUGUUAAAAAAUAAUAAUAGUUAUAAUAAACUAUUGUCACACAUUAUUGGUUGCAUUGAGAUGGAAGUUCUGAUUAGUCGAUCCACAACAUCUGCUUUUUGGAGGGGUUUUUUAAGUCACAACUCACUUUUUUUUUUUUUUUUACAUUAAAUACAAAGGAAUAAAAAAAAAACAAAGACAGAUGGGAAAGCAUGUUUGCAUUUCUAUGUUUUAUUUAUCCAGAUGAAAAUAUUAUUUGCAGAAUCAUUAAAAGUUUACAAUUCCUUCA